Molecule: messenger RNA, 1225 nt
Organism: Oppiella nova
Lineage: Eukaryota; Metazoa; Arthropoda; Arachnida; Sarcoptiformes; Oppiidae
Source: the annotation of a GenBank genome assembly
AUGAUGGCCUCAUUCUUCGAUAACCUCAGGAGUGGUGUCCAACACAUCGAGACAGAAGUGAAGCGAUUAAAGCAAAUGACUGACAAUUCGUACCAAAGAAGUGAAGAGCAAGUGAUGGCAGACCUCAUGAAAGCCAAACAGUUUGACUCAAACGUCGAAGUCACACAACUGUAUAAUGAGGUGAAAGGCGCGGAUCGGCCCUUAAGUGAUGUCCAAAACAAGAUGGAGGCACUCAAACAGAUCCUCCACGACGUCGAAGACAACUCCGGACUCCAGAGAUAUGGAUAUAAACCGUUUGGCGAACGAUAUUCAGAAGCAGUGGACGACAAUGUCUUCGUGGACGACGACAACAGCACCCAAUGGGCGGCCAAUUGUGCGUCCGAUGAGUCCAACGACGAGAAUGUAAUGAAUUCAAAGAGUUUGUCGCAACCGAGCCAUGGAUUCAGUGACGAGAGGACCACUCAAACGGUGAGACUGGCGGCCAAUGCGGUGGCCGUCGAUGACAAGCGAGUGGACAGCAGUGAUCACUACGCGGACAGACCUAUCACUCAGAGGUACGACAAACUGCUGACCCGUACGCCACAACCCCUUGACUUCGGAAUCACGCGGAGGUUCACUCUUAUGCCACAACUCUAUCAGCAAAACAAAUCCAACGCCAAGAAUGUGACGGAAAAGGCGUCGACAGCAGUGGUUGAGCCGUCAUACGACUCGACACAGACCUCUCGUUUCAAUUACUUAAACUUGGGAUCAGCUGUCAAUCCAAUGACACCGCCCGUCAACGCGUCCACCAAUUCAUACAAUAACAACAACAAUGCCGACAGUUUCGUGACCGUCGAGUUCACGCCCGGACUCACCACUAAACGACCCAAAGGUGUGUCCAGAGUUCAGGCCAAUCACAACCACUUACCGGUAAAUGAAAAUAAGCGCUCAAAUGGUGGGCCCACUGGUAGUGGUGUUGGCCAACGAUUGCCGCAAUCAGUGCUACAAUCCAUGGAAAACGAUAAGAUAACCCCCGAACAGCCCAUUCCGGUCACCAAUACUGAUAAGUCGGUGAAGAUAUUGCGCUCAAUAGCGGGCAAAGGUAGCGGUACACCACCACCGCCUAAGCCCAGAGUGAACCCCAAUUACCACAAUCAGAUCCUCAAGAACUUGUAAAUAGAUAUAACCUAUAAUUUAAAUUUAUGUAUUCCUUGUCUAACCUCUAAUAGUAUUUAAUUCUAAAGCA